Messenger RNA from Colossoma macropomum (tambaqui), 3676 nucleotides. Its product is annotated as NAD(P) transhydrogenase, mitochondrial-like. Gene Ontology annotation, molecular function: NAD binding; NADP binding. The coding region runs from base 343 to 3555 and encodes 1070 amino acids. Gene Ontology annotation, cellular component: mitochondrial inner membrane. Gene Ontology annotation, biological process: proton transmembrane transport; NADPH regeneration. The transcript has 21 exons. NCBI's taxonomy places the organism in Eukaryota, Metazoa, Chordata, Actinopteri, Characiformes, Serrasalmidae. The record is from RefSeq and is a predicted model, not a curated record.
AGUUUCUUGGCACUGUGCUCCACUUCUUCGUCACGCUGUGAGUUCUCGCGUUGCAGUGUGUGUAUAUCUGUGUGCCAGCUGUGUCCUGUUCUCCCUCUAAUGUCACGGGGGCCUUUGCCGGGCCUGCAGGCUGAGACGGGUUCUGAGAAAGAGAAGGAGAUAUAGGCAGGAAGGAUAAGAGAAGGGGAGACAGAGAGAAAGAGAGACAUAUAAAGAGAGCUGUAGAAAGAGAGUUUCUCAGUCUGAGGAAGAUGACCACAGGUGUCUGAGUGACAGACGCUCCGUUUGUUUUCUGCCUACUGGACGCAGGCCGGCGUGGACUGGACAGCGAGCGCGUGAGGCAUGUCCGUGCUGCUUCGCCGUGUGCCCUUGCUGCAGCAGGAGGCCCUGUGGAAAAUCAAACACUUCCACACCGUUCCUGCACUGUGGAACCAGCAGGCCCCCAAAGGAGUGCGCUAUAAGGAUGUCCUGGUGGGCGUUCCUAGGGAGAUUGUGCAGAAUGAGCGGCGCGUGGCGGUCUCCCCGGCAGGUGUGGAGGCUCUGGUGAAGCAGGGUUUUUGCGUGCAGGUGGAAGCUGGAGCUGGAGGAGAAGCAAAGUUCUCAGAUGAUCAGUACAAAGCUGCUGGAGCCGCCAUUACUGACACUAAGGGGGCUUUUGGGUCAGACCUGGUGCUCAAGGUGCGCGGGCCUGUGUUUAAUGAAGCGUUAGGUAUCCAUGAGGCAGAGCUGCUGAAGGAUCGCUCCACGCUGGUCAGCUUUAUUUACCCAGCGCAGAACCCAGAGCUGAUGAAGAAACUUUCUCAGAGACAGAGCACUGUGCUGGCCAUGGACCAGGUGCCCCGGGUUACCAUCGCUCAGGGAUACGACGCCCUCAGCUCCAUGGCCAACAUUGCCGGGUAUAAGGCUGUGGUUCUCGCUGCAAACCACUUUGGACGGUUUUUCACUGGCCAGAUUACAGCUGCAGGGAAAGUGCCUCCAGCAAAGGUGCUGGUGAUUGGCGGUGGUGUAGCUGGUCUGGCAGCGGCAGGAGCGGCUAAGUCUAUGGGAGCCAUCGUGAGGGGCUUCGACACCAGACCUGCAGCUCUGGAGCAGUUUAAGUCUUUUGGAGCGGAGCCGCUGGAGGUGGACGUGAAGGAGUCCGGAGAGGGAGUCGGCGGCUACGCUAAAGAGAUGUCUAAAGAGUUCAUAGAGGCAGAAAUGGAGCUUUUUGCCAAGCAGUGCAAAGAUGUGGACAUCCUCAUCAGCACAGCGCUCAUUCCUGGUAAGAAAGCGCCGGUGCUGAUCAGCAGGCAGAUGGUGGAGAGUAUGAAGGAUGGAUCAGUGGUGGUGGAUUUAGCAGCUGAAGCUGGAGGAAACAUUGAGACCACAAAACCUGGAGAACUGUAUGUUCACAAGGGAGUGACCCAUAUUGGUUACACUGACCUGCCGAGCCGGAUGGCCACUCAGGCCAGCUCUCUGUACUCCAACAACGUUCUGAAGCUGCUGAAGGCCAUCAGCCCUGAUAAAGAGUACUUCCACUUCCAGCCCACAGACCAGUUCGACUAUGGCACGCUGGAGCACGUGAUCCGAGGAACUGUGGUCAUGCAGGACGGCAAGAAUCUGUUCCCCUCCCCCCUGCCGAAGACCACCCCUCCCGCAGCACCGGCCAAACAGAAAACAGUAGCAGAGCUAGAGGCGGAGAAAAAGGCGGAGAUUUCACCCUUCAGGAGAACCAUGACCUCAGCUGGGGUUUACACAGCAGGUGUGUCUACAGUGUUGGGUUUGGGGAUCGCCUCCCCCAACGCUGCCUUUACACAGAUGGUGACGACCUUUGGCCUGGCCGGCAUUGUGGGAUAUCACACUGUGUGGGGGGUCACUCCCGCCCUGCACUCUCCACUAAUGUCCGUCACCAACGCCAUCUCAGGUCUAACAGCAGUAGGUGGGUUGGUGUUGAUGGGUGGGGGUCUCACUCCCUCCACUCUUCCGGAGUCUCUCGCUCUUUUGGCUGCAUUCGUUUCUUCCAUCAACAUUGCAGGUGGUUUCCUCAUAACCCAGCGGAUGUUGGACAUGUUUAAGAGGGCAACGGACCCUCCAGAGUACAACUACCUCUAUGCCAUUCCUGGGGUUGUGUUCGUGGGGGGAUACGGGGCAUCCCUGACCAGCGGCUACAGCAUUGAACAGAUGAUGUAUCUGGGCUCCGGGCUCUGCUGUGUGGGUGCUUUGGCUGGUCUCUCUGCGCAGGGCACCAGUCGCCUUGGAAAUGCUCUUGGCAUGAUCGGUGUGGCCGGUGGCAUCGCUGCCACGCUGGGUGCCCUUAAACCUUCCACUGAGCUCUUGACACAGAUGUCCCUCGCUAUGGGAACAGGAGGAGUUCUGGGUCUGACCAUCGCUAAGCGGAUUGAAAUCUCAGACCUGCCUCAGCUCGUGGCUGCGUUCCACAGCCUGGUGGGUCUGGCUGCUGUGCUCACCUGCAUUGCAGAGUUUAUGAUCGAACACCCUCACCUGGACGUUCACCCGGCUGCUAACGUGGUGAAGACCGUGGCCUACCUGGGCACCUACAUCGGCGGAGUCACCUUCACCGGCUCGCUUGUCGCCUACGGGAAGUUGCAAGGUAUUCUGAACUCCGCUCCUCUGCUGCUUCCUGGACGCCACAUGUUGAACGCGUCUCUGUUAGCUGCCUCUGUUGGGGGGAUGGUUCCCUUCAUGCUGAGUGACGGCUACGGCACCGGCCUGGGCUGCCUGCUUGCUGUCUCGGGCCUGUCGGGGGUCAUGGGUGUAACUCUGACUGCAGCUAUAGGGGGCGCUGAUAUGCCGGUGGUCAUCACAGUGCUGAACAGUUACUCUGGCUGGGCACUGUGCGCUGAGGGCUUCCUGCUGGACAACAACCUGAUGACCAUAGUGGGCGCUCUGAUCGGCUCAUCUGGUGCCAUCCUCUCCUACAUCAUGUGUGUGGCUAUGAACCGCUCUCUGCCUAACGUCAUUCUGGGUGGAUACGGAACUACAUCCACACUGGGCGGAAAACCCAUGGAGAUCGUGGGCACACACACCGAGGUCAAUGUGGAGCAGACCAUCGAGUUGAUCAAGGAGGCCAAUAGCAUCAUCAUCACGCCUGGUUGGGGUCUGUGUGCAGCCAAAGCUCAGUAUCCAAUCGCUGACAUGGUGAAGAUGCUGAGAGAGCAGGGCAAGACGGUCAGGUUCGGUAUCCACCCUGUGGCUGGACGUAUGCCCGGUCAGCUGAACGUGCUGCUGGCUGAAGCUGGAGUUCCGUAUGAUGUGGUUCUGGAGAUGGACGAGAUUAACGAGGAUUUCCCUGAGACUGACCUGACCCUCGUGAUUGGAGCCAAUGACACAGUAAACUCAGCAGCACAGGAGGAUCCAAACUCCAUCAUCGCGGGCAUGCCUGUGCUGGAGGUGUGGAAGUCCAAACAGGUGAUCGUGAUGAAGCGAACUCUGGGUGUCGGCUAUGCAGCGGUGGAUAACCCUAUUUUCUACAAACCGAACACCUCCAUGCUGCUGGGAGACGCCAAGAAGACCUGUGACAGCUUACAGGCCAAAAUCAGAGAGGCCUACUACUGAGCCCCGGCACAACCGCUUCAAUUUCAGAAUUAAGAGCUACAGAAUUAAGAGGAAAUGUAUUUAUUUGGAAAAUAAUCAUGUUGUUUUAUUCACAAUAAAAGUGCCUUAAAAAUGAAACGAA